Molecule: messenger RNA, 795 nt
Organism: Cutaneotrichosporon cavernicola
Lineage: Eukaryota; Fungi; Basidiomycota; Tremellomycetes; Trichosporonales; Trichosporonaceae
Exons: 2
Coding region: 1-795 (264 amino acids)
Biological process (GO): protein targeting to ER
Cellular component (GO): mitochondrion; endoplasmic reticulum
Source: RefSeq, a predicted model, not a curated record
AUGAUCCCAGCACCGCUCCGCAACCGCAAGGUCCUCGACAAGGUCGGGACGAUGCUGGCCGUCCGUGUCGCUGCGACUGCCGUGACCAAGCAGCUGGACAUCACGAACUCGACGACCAUCCGGAACCUGCGUGUCGUCUAUCUCCUUAUCCAAUUCGUGUCUGUUGUUAUUUUCGUCUACAUCCUCGUCAAGGUCAACGCGACGAACGACCGUACGGUUAUCAAGACCAAGCCGUCGCGCGUCGUGGCGCGGGUGAAAGGGAUCGUGAUGCGGGUCGUCACGGGCAAGACUGUGGUGGAUCCGCAAGAACAUGAGCUGGUCACGACGACCGUGGGGGAGUAUGAUGCCGCAGCGGCCAAGAACGCUAUCAAGGGCGUGGUGAGGGGAGUGGUGCUGAUGGGUGGCGUGGCCGUCCUGUUGGGGUGGAAUAAGAUGCUCAUCGCACCGUGUAUCUCGCAACCCGUCGCGACGUUCCGCCACGCCUUGUUCCAGCUGCACAUCCUGAACGAGAAGCCCGUGGGCGACCUUGCGCGCGAGGCGACGCCCGAGCAGGUCGCUGCGGCCGAGAAGGCUGCCACUGCAAAGGACACAAAGGACGCAAAGGCCGCAAAUGGCCACGGUACCGAGAACAAGGUUAGCGAGCUCGACGACAACGUGUCCAAGCUCGACGACGUGUCCACAAAGGGCGACGACGGCAAGACGUCCCUCGAGGCUGACCUUGCUGGUGCCAUUGGCGAGGUCAUCGAGGCUAUUGCAGGCGCCGGCGCCGGCGCUCCCUGCUGCCACCACUGUUAG